Messenger RNA from Dichotomopilus funicola, 1410 nucleotides. RefSeq lists its product as uncharacterized. Bases 1 to 1410 code for a protein of 469 amino acids. The transcript has a single exon. The record is from RefSeq and is a predicted model, not a curated record. NCBI's taxonomy places the organism in Eukaryota, Fungi, Ascomycota, Sordariomycetes, Sordariales, Chaetomiaceae.
AUGUCACCCAUCCCACCACCUCCAACAGGCUUGGUCUACGGCUGGGUCUCAUCGGCCGAUAUUCGCGGAACGCGCGAUAUCCUCGUCAGCAGCCUCAGCACCAUCUGGCUCUGCACCUGGACGUCCCUGUGCCUCAACAUCCCCCCGCAGCACAUCCGCGCUCACCGAAUCCGGUGGCUCUUCAACAAAUUCAAAUGGCAGCUCUUCGCCAUCUUCUUCCCCGAAGUCCUCGUCGCCACCGCCGCCGAACAAUGGCUCUCCGCCCGCCAGUCCGCCCGCGCCUUCGCCCGCCUCGGAUACCCCGAAUGGACCAUUCGGCACGCCUUCUUCGCGGACAUGGGCGGCAUCGUGGUAGCCCCGCCCGACGUGCCCCCCUUCCCCGUCGACAGCCAACAACUCGCCUACCUCGUGGCUAACAAGCACCUCGCGCUGCCCAGCCUCUCAACCGAGGACAUCCGAUCGAUGAACAAGGCCGACGGCCUCGCGCGCGUGGUCACAAUGGCGCAGAUGGCGUGGUUCUGUCUGUCGUGUGCGGCGCGGGGCGCGUCGGGGCUCGGGUUCUGCACGCUGGAGGUGACGACGCUUGCGUAUAUUCUCUGCACGGCGCAUACAUUCUUCUUUUGGUACUACAAGCCGCUUGAUCCGGAAGCCCAAAGGACGUUUGUGAUGCAUACUAGUAUGGCGGAUAUCCGGGAUCGUGAUGCGGACGCGGCUGGGAAAGCGAGCAAGUUGCCGCCGAGCUAUAUGCACACGCCGCUCGAUUUUAUCAAGCCGCCGCCGGACCCGAAGAGUUUGAUAGCCCCGUUUUGGUUUGGUCUCGAUGCUACCUUUCGCCCUUUUCCUCCGAAAGGACGACGACGAUGGUGGCGUUGGAAAACCCCUGGCGGCGGUCCGCAAGUGGUACCUGUGGAGAAGAAGAAGCAGACGGCCCCUCCCAUUGCCCCUGGCAUUACCCCUGUGAAAACACUUGCCAACAGCAGGGUACUCCCUGAAGAAGGAAUCAGCACGGCAUUAAUGCUAUACACCCUCCUCUUCCAAGUCGCCUACUUCGGCUUACACAUCGGCUUCGCAUGGGUGACCUUCUUCCCCUCGCAGACGGAGUGGUUGCUCUGGAUCGUCUCCACGGCUGUGGACUUUGGCCUCAUCGUGCUGUACCUGCUCGCCAUCCCCGUCGGGACACACCUGGCGCCGUAUCUCGGCCGGCUUUUGUUUGAUAUGGAAGCUACGCAUCUGCUGGAGGUUGCGCAUGCACUGCCGCCGUGGGCGAAAUUGGUGAUUCAUGCGCCGUUUGUGUUGGGGUAUGUGGUUGCUAGGAUGGCGGUUUUGGUUGAGUCGGUUAUGAGCUUGCGGGUGGUCCCGGAGUCGGUUUAUCGGGAUGUUAACUGGACCAGUUUUUUGCCGCAUGUUUGA